CGCCCUCCCCUCUGGACGUGCCUGUUUAGGAGUCGAGUGUUAGUGAUGAACCACAGGAAACGGAACACUAUCCACUUGUCCACAGCGAGACUCCAUCUCCUUAGCCACCCUCUGCGUUCAUUAUCUUGUGUCUGUGGUUGGGACGACUCUGGGAUGCCGAUGCUUUAUGGAAUACUGUCGAAACGGUAGGAAUACCAUCGAGAAGAAGCAGGAAACAUGAGCGUGGAGGCGUACGGGCCGAGCUCGCAGACCCUGACGUUCCUGGACUCCGAGGAGUCGGAGCUGCUGGGAGCGGACACCCAGGGCUCCGAGUACGACUUCACCGAUUUUACCUUGCCCAGCCAGACGCAAACGCAGGGCCAGACCCACGGCCAGUUAGAUAACCAGGUCAACGGUUCGGAUGUUGUGCUGCAGAAUGGAGAUGACCCUGUGGGGAAAGCCAGCCAGCUCCUUGCAGAAUUAAACUUUGAAGAAGAUGAAGAGGAUGCUUACUACAGCAAGGACCUCCCAUUGCAUGCCUGCUGUUACUGUGGAAUUCAUGAUCCAGCCUGUGUGGUCUACUGCAACACCAGCAAGAAAUGGUUCUGUAACGGCCGUGGAAAUACAUCCGGCAGCCAUAUCGUGAACCACUUGGUGAGGGCCAAGUCCAAGGAGGUGACCCUGCACAAAGAUGGCCCUCUGGGAGAGACGGUGUUGGAGUGCUACAACUGUGGCUGCCGCAACGUUUUCUUGCUGGGCUUCAUCCCAGCCAAGGCCGACUCAGUGGUGGUGUUGCUGUGCAGACAACCGUGUGCCAGUCAGAGUAGCCUGAAGGACAUUAACUGGGACAGCUCCCAGUGGCAGCCACUCAUCCAGGACCGCUGCUUCCUGUCUUGGCUGGUUAAAAUCCCCUCAGAACAGGAGCAGCUCCGGGCCCGGCAGAUCACCGCCCAGCAGAUCAAUAAGCUGGAGGAGCUGUGGAAGGAAAAUCCCACUGCUACUCUGGAGGACCUGGAGAAGCCCGGAGUGGACGAGGAGCCACAGCAUGUCCUCCUGCGUUACGAGGACGCCUAUCAGUACCAGAAUAUCUUUGGUCCUCUUGUAAAGCUGGAGGCUGACUAUGAUAAGAAACUGAAAGAGUCACAGACUCAAGAAAAUAUAACGAUUAGAUGGGACCUGGGCCUGAAUAAAAAAAGGAUUGCUUAUUUCACCCUUCCCAAGACUGACUCUGAUAUGCGACUGAUGCAGGGUGAUGAAAUCUGCCUCAGAUAUAAAGGAGACCUGGCCCCUCCAUGGAAAGGCAUUGGACAUGUCAUCAAAGUUCCUGACAACUAUGGCGAUGAGAUUGCCAUUGAGCUUCGGAGUAGUGCCGGAGCUCCGGUGGAGAUCCCUCAUAACUUCCAGGUGGACUUUGUGUGGAAGUCCACCUCCUUUGACAGGAUGCAGAGCGCCCUGAAAACAUUUGCUGUGGAUGAGACUUCAGUUUCUGGCUACAUCUAUCACAAGUUGCUGGGACACGAGGUGGAGGACGUGCUCAUUAAGUGCCAGCUGCCUAAACGCUUCACUGUUCAAGGCCUGCCUGACCUCAACCACUCUCAGGUCUAUGCUGUGAAGACAGUGUUGCAACGGCCCCUCAGUCUGAUCCAGGGUCCCCCCGGCACAGGGAAGACGGUCACCUCAGCCACCAUAGUGUACCAUCUGGCUAGGCAGGGAACCGGACCAGUGCUGGUGUGUGCUCCCAGUAACAUUGCUGUUGAUCAGCUGACUGAGAAGAUUCACCAGACGGGGCUGAAGGUAGUGAGACUUUGUGCCAAAAGCAGGGAAGCCAUAGAUUCUCCGGUGUCCUUCCUGGCUCUGCACAACCAGAUCCGGAACAUGGAAAGUUUCUCUCUGGUUGAUGUGGGCAGCAUGCCGGAGCUGCAGAAACUCCAGCAGCUGAAGGAUGAGACUGGAGAGCUGUCGUCCUCUGACGAGAAGCGCUACAGAGCUCUGAGACGCACUGCUGAGCGGGAGCUUCUCAUGAAUGCCGAUGUGAUCUGCUGCACAUGUGUUGGAGCAGGAGAUCCCCGUCUGGCUAAAAUGCAGUUCCGAUCGAUCUUGAUUGAUGAAAGCACUCAGGCCACAGAACCAGAGUGCAUGGUGCCGGUUGUCCUUGGGACCAAACAGCUGAUUCUGGUGGGGGAUCACUGCCAGCUGGGGCCUGUGGUGAUGUGUAAGAAGGCAGCAAAAGCAGGCCUGUCCCAGUCUCUCUUUGAGCGCCUUGUGGUUCUGGGCAUCAGGCCCAUCCGUCUGCAAGUCCAGUACCGCAUGCACCCGGCCCUCAGCGCCUUCCCCUCCAACAUCUUCUAUGAGGGCUCCUUGCAGAAUGGAGUUACUGCUGCUGAUCGGGUGAAAAAAGGCUUUGAUUUCCAGUGGCCACAGCCAGACAAGCCCAUGUUCUUCUAUGUCACCCAAGGCCAAGAGGAGAUAGCGAGCUCUGGAACAUCCUAUCUGAACAGAACUGAGGCUGCCAAUGUGGAGAAAAUAACCACAAGGUUACUGAAAGCUGGGGCUAAACCCGACCAGAUAGGCAUCAUCACUCCCUAUGAAGGACAGCGGUCCUACCUGGUCCAGUACAUGCAGUUCAGUGGCUCCCUUCAUACCAAGCUCUACCAGGAAGUGGAAAUCGCCAGUGUGGAUGCUUUCCAAGGCAGAGAGAAAGAUUUCAUCAUCCUCUCCUGUGUGAGAGCCAAUGAGCACCAGGGCAUUGGCUUCCUCAAUGACCCCAGACGUCUCAACGUGGCGCUCACCAGGGCCCGAUAUGGAGUGAUCAUUGUGGGGAAUCCGAAGGCCCUGUCCAAGCAGCCUCUGUGGAACCACCUGCUCAACUACUACAAGGAGCAGAAGGUUCUGGUAGAAGGCCCGUUAAACAACCUGAGAGAGAGCCUCAUGCAGUUCAACAAGCCACGGAAGCUGGUCAACGCCAUCAACCCGGGUGGCCGCUUCAUGAGCACAGCCAUGUAUGAUGCCAGGGAGGCUCUGAUUCCUGGCUCUGUUUAUGACCGCAGCAGCAACGGCCGACCUUCCAACAUGUAUUUCCAGACUCAUGAUCAGAUCGGUAUGAUCGGUUCCGGACCCGGUCCAAUGUCGUCCUUGAACAUUCCUAUUCCCUUCAACCUUAUGAUGCCUCCUAUCCCUCCACCUGGUUAUUUAGGACAGCUAAACGGCCCCUCUGCAGGUCGUGGUGGAAGCAUGAAGAAUAAAUCAGCCAGCACAGGUGGCAGCGGAACUCGAGGUGCUCGUCAAAGAAACCGUGGAGAUGUGGGAAUAGACGGAGGUCACAUGACUGGUAGCCAGGCUAGCCAGGACCAGGGCUCCCAGCCGUUCUCCCAGGGGCCCCUCACACAAGGCUACAUCAGCAUGAGUCAGCCCUCACAGAUGAGCCAGCCCGGGCUCUCCCAGCCUGAACUCUCACAGGACAGUUACCUAGGAGAUGAAUUCAAGUCCCAGUUUGAUGUGGCUCUGUCCCAGGACUCCACAUACCAGGGCGAACGGGCCUACCAACAUGGAGUGACUGGACUGUCCCAGUACUAGAAUGUCGCUGGAACAGAGACCUGCCUGAAGUUUGGUUUGUUCGUAUUUUAAUCCGGGUAAUAGAAAAGGAACAAACAUGGAUACCCGUUUUCCAGUGCUGCAACCGAAGCACCGCUUCAGUGUGAGAGAGGAGGAGACCAUGAGAAACCAACCAAUCACAAGAGUGAGAGCAAAAAUGGGAGUAGAGCUGGACGGGAGGAGAAGGAGGCUGGCAAGGCACGAGGAAGUACCGCUGGCUGCACACAGGUGAAGACGUACAGAAAGGAAGCCGGCGUCCUCAGAGCAGCGAGGUCCGUCAACUGGUCAGGGAGUGGGACAGGUCUAGAUGAUGGUGGACAGGUGUGAAGGGGACAGUUAUGUCAUUGUGUCCCUAAACCUCUGAAGUCCUCCAUGAGAGGAUUUGGAAUCUUGCUCCAAAAGCUGAAAAUGGUGGAGAAGAUCUGUCUCACACUAAACUCCUCCAACAUGGGAUCUUCUGGGAGGUGGAGCAAGACAAAAUAAAUGGAGACAUAACUCCAGAAGCAGUCGUUAUGGCAACUCUUUUAAACCCAACACUUGAAACAAAGCAUCUAGAAGAAAUAUUUGGCAUUUCAAGUGGGCUCAAAAGUGUUUGUGCUGCUGUGCUGCAAAGUUGUGACCUUUUAAGACUGAACACACACACGGGUCACCUGUUUUAUUUCCUUAACUUUGAGAAAUCUUACAGCUUCCUGAAGAAGUGUGUUCAGAGAUGUUUGCUAGUGUACCUUGCCAUGUUUCAGAGCAUGUCUGCUUAAGAACAGGUGGUUAUAUUAGAAUUGAAUUUUGAAAAAACAAUCAUUUCAGAUCUUAGUAAUACAAAAAUAGGCACCAUAAAUGUCUUGUAAAUGUUUGAAAGUGUCAUGUUUUUCCUCUGGUUAAACUUAGUAAAGCUUGGAGCUCCUAAUGAUUUUUCUGUUAAGCCAAAUUAAGCGAGCUGAACUUUACUGAGAUUUGUCUCGCGCCAAAAUCCAUGCAGUGAGGUUUCCACAGUUAAAGGUCCUGAAUAGGAGAACAGCAUGAGGAUAUGUAGGGGAAAAAGUGAGGACACAUUUUCUUUCACGCUUUUAAACGUAAACCUGACUUUAAAUAAACGAUAUUGCAAAGUCUUCAAACUCCAUUUUCUACCAUAACAAACUUGUUCAGCAUUAAAGCUGCAGAAUGUAACUUUUAUUAAAAAAAAUGUUUUUUUUUACAUAUUUGUUAAAACUAUCACUAGUAAUAUUUUUGAAGAUAGAAAACAUUUCCUUAACAGUGAAGGGUAGUUCAGCAAAAUUUUGUGGAAUGCAUAAAAUCUUUGCCUUCAUAAUGCAUAGAAUGAUUUAACUGACCCAUCAUGUGACUAGGUUUAAUUAAAAAAAAUAAUAAAAAAUGUUAAAUAUAAUUACAUUUUAGCUCCACAAUGCCACCUCCCACCCCUUUAUUAUUAUUAUCAUUAUUAUUAUUAUUAUUAUUAUUUAGGUAUUUAUUUGUAUUCAUUUUUUCUUGUUUUUGUUAUGUCAGUAUGAUAAUUUAUGUUCAUUAAGGGAAAAUAAAAUUGGAGAAGUCAUGUAAGUUUUGCAAAAUGUAUGUAAUGUCAAUAAAUAUAUAAUCUCCUGACAAACAAAUAAUAUAAAAAACUAUCACUAGUAAUGUAACAUUUUAAUAUGAUAAAGAUAAUCUGUGAAGCUCCUCUGCCUUCUGCCAGUUCUCCAAGUUCUAACCAGAAAAUGCACCACUUGGAACCAAUCAGUGCUAAGAGGGUCUCAGCACUGUCAAUCACUGCAGUGUAAUGGCUGCUCACACCCUUACUCUCUGCUAGGCUACAGCUGGUUCCCCACAACAGAGCCUGUCAUAAACGAUCAGGCUAGUUAGCAUGGCCACUGCUGGCCACUCAAUGUGCCAAUAGCACAUUGAGCAGUGCGUACAUGAUGUUGAUUGACAGCACCACGACCCUCCUGGCUCUUAUUGAUUCUUUCUGACCAGAAGCAGUGCUUUUCUUUGGAUGGCAAUAAGAGCACUGGAGGUAGUUAGAGAAGCUCAAUCUUUUAUUAUGUGUUGAAAUGUUACAAAUGUGAAAAACAACAUAAUUUUGUAAAAGUUACAUACUGCAGCUUUAAUCCUGCUAUAAGAUUAAAGAUAUUAUGAAGUGCUUAUACAGUGUUGACUUAAAAAAAAAAGUAAUUGGUUGAGAUCUGUUAUAGUUAAAAAUGACCUACUUUUGAUUAAAUGAGCUUUUUUAUUUAUUCUCUAAUCCAAUGUUUUCCCAGAAAUAUGAAAAGUUAACUAAAAGUUUGGUGUCAUUUCCCGGCAUUAGAGAAACUUACUCCUCCUAUUUCACUCCAGCUCAACUUGUGAUACAACACCAGUAUUUUUUACCCUUUUGACCACAUGAUUAGUCAUCUUAGCACUGGAGGCUAGCAGUUAACCAACCUGAUGUUUGUCUUAAAUGUAACAGUUUAAAAUCUUGCACAAGCCUAAAGAAUUUAUGAAUUUGCUGUUUUUUUUAAUCUACAGCAAUGAACUAUUUAGAAUCUUUUAUUGACAUUACAUCAGAUUUAGAAUUAAACCCUGCUGAGUCAAAUGUACUUACUAGCUCUCAUAAUGCAUUACAUCUUUUUCAUGAACAGGUAAUGAAACUUCCAACCGUUUUUUGAGUUUGAUUGAGCCUAAAAACCACCAAUAAAUGAUCACACAAUAACUUACUUCCACAAAUAAUAUCUGUAUGUUUUAGUAGGAACAGGACACGAUCCCUCGCCGUUUUUUUGCAGAAUUAAACCAAACAGUUUUGUUUUGCUUCUUUAAAAUCUGCUAAUCAUGACAAAUAAAGUUUCUCUUGAUUACUCUCA
Messenger RNA from Xiphophorus hellerii (green swordtail), 6395 nucleotides. RefSeq names its product regulator of nonsense transcripts 1-like. Gene Ontology annotation, biological process: nuclear-transcribed mRNA catabolic process, nonsense-mediated decay. Gene Ontology annotation, cellular component: cytoplasm. Gene Ontology annotation, molecular function: ATP binding; hydrolase activity; RNA helicase activity. The coding region runs from base 217 to 3552 and encodes 1111 amino acids. The transcript is spliced from 24 exons. The record is from RefSeq and is a predicted model, not a curated record. Lineage: Eukaryota; Metazoa; Chordata; Actinopteri; Cyprinodontiformes; Poeciliidae.